GAGAAAACAUUGGUCGGUCGGGGUGGCAAACUGACGCUAACACAGUUACGCAAUUUAGAGUCGAUUUGCUAAAGGAUGUGAUGGAGUUUGUUAAAUACGUUACGUUAGCAUAGUUUAUCUGAAUUGGCGAUAAUAAGUCGGUUAGUGGAUAGUUAGCAUACCUGGCUACCUGCUAGCUGACUGGACAGUGGUGAACAGCAUAGGCGUUUUAGCCCGAUGCUAAUAUUUGUUGUAUGACUUAGUAGCCACAAAACAAAGCUCAUAAUCUUUUAUACAUCACCAGAGCUUUCAGUUUCACUAUGAGAUUGUAACAGCCUCUGACACUUGUCAACAUUAUCACUACACUAAAUAAGAUUUAUUUCCAUUAUUAGAAACAGACUAUGACCAUGCGUGUUGAUGCCAAGGUGGUCAUGCUGGGCAAGGAGAGUGUGGGCAAAACCAGUCUGGUGGAGAGAUAUGUUCACCAUCGCUUCCUUGUCGGACCCUAUCAGAAUACCAUUGGUGCCGCAUUUGUUGCCAAGGCUAUUAACGUUGGUGACAAAGUGAUUACAUUGGGAAUAUGGGACACGGCAGGAUCUGAGCGCUACGAGGCCAUGAGUAGAAUUUACUACAGAGGAGCCCGGGCUGCUAUUGUGUGUUAUGGUACAGUUCCUUUUUUUAAGGAAGUUGUAGACUUGACUGAUAACACCAGUUUCCAGAGAGCCAGAUUCUGGGUAAAGGAGCUACAGACCUGUGAGGAGCACUGCAAGAUCUAUUUGUGUGGCACCAAGAAUGACCUCAUUGAAGCUGACAGGAGUGCCCGACAAGUCGAUUAUCAUGAUGUACAGGACUUUGUGGAGGAAAUUGGCGCACAGCACUUUGAGACCUCUAGCAAAACAGGACACAAUGUUGAUACACUCUUCAUGAAAGUAGCAGAGGACUUCAGUAACUCGGCUUUUGAGCUAAUGUCAGAAGAGAAAGGAGUGAACCUGAGCCAAAAGAAAGACUCGUAUAUUUAUACCUGCUGCCAUAACUGAUCCAAUACAGGAGACGGAAAGGAAGUAAGAACUGGAAACUACAGUGCAUGGAAAUGAUCAUUGUUCCUCAUUGCCUUUUCCCACUUGGUAUAACUGCAGUGAGAUGUUUGACAUUUCUUGGUCUGUGACCAUUCACGUUUACACACAUGGUAAAAGUUACUGUGCCAUACUCUCACGUUUAGCUUGCCUGGUUUAUCUAUCGUUUUUUUUUAGCAUUGAGCUAUGUGUGUGGUUGCUUUUUGAUUGUUUCUGACACCAGUCUUGAUAAAAUGAUUGGAACCAGGACACAGCCAGCCGUCUUCUCGAACAAGAUUUGACAUCUGGGGAAAGGCAUUGUGAUAAAUGCUUUUGAACAGUUGAAAACAAGACAAGACAACAUUUCCAACUUUUCAAACAACCUACUCUUUCAAAUGAAUAUUCUAGAAAUAGGUUUACCAUUUCCUUUGGUUCUUUUGAAUGUGUUUUGCAGUACAUUAAUUACUAUUACCUUCUAAACAGAGAUUGCUUCUAAUGGUGCAGCACAGUCUGCUCAAACUGAACAGUUCAUACUUUAGGAAAGCUGUUUCAAUGUACGGCAUUGUUGUCUUUAGUGGUGAGACAUACACUUAAAUGAGUGGCAACCUGGCUGUUUUUCUUACUGCAUUCUGUUCUACAUACCAUUUGUAGUGCAUUUAUUAGACAUACUAUUGUGUACAGUAGUGUAAGGUUUGGGACAAAGUGGACUACUGCUGCCAUCAUUACUCUGAGCUUCGCUUUCAGGAGACACAGAGUAGAGGCGAGUUCAUAUCUGUCUCAAUAACACGUUGUUCCCUGCCACCAUUAAACCAAACUUGGAAGGUUUCGAACCUUGUUGGAGAAGGAGGCUGGACCACCAAGACUUUGGUGUGGAACUGGCUGAAGCUCAGUGCUGAGGUGUUUUAUUUGACAGGAUGACUACAGAUUUACUGACAAACUGAGAAUGUUCUAUAAGUUCUGUCUGCAUAUAUUCAUGUAAAAGCAAACAUGGCUCACAGUCACAUGGAGUCUGAGAGCUGGCUUAUUUACAUAUACUAUACUGGAAGUUCCUUUGCUUAAGGUGCACCUAUCAAUGCAAGUUCCUGGAUUUGUGUGAGCUUUAAAUUUAAGUUCAUUGAGUUUAUAGAUGAUGUUGGCCUUUUGGAAAUCUAAAAAGAUGUGCUUGCCGUCAACUUCAGCCUAAUUUAUUUAUCCAACUGGGAGCCGACUUGCAGCACAUGUUGAAUGUGAUGUUCAUAAUUACAGUGAUGAAAAUAUAAUUAUCUGUUUUAACUUUUUA
Messenger RNA from Trichomycterus rosablanca, 2310 nucleotides. It is a transcript of the gene rab24, whose product is annotated as RAB24, member RAS oncogene family. The transcript is spliced from 10 exons. Gene Ontology annotation, biological process: vesicle-mediated transport. The record is from RefSeq and is a predicted model, not a curated record. Lineage: Eukaryota; Metazoa; Chordata; Actinopteri; Siluriformes; Trichomycteridae. Gene Ontology annotation, cellular component: endosome; Golgi apparatus. Gene Ontology annotation, molecular function: GTP binding; GTPase activity. The coding region runs from base 381 to 1016 and encodes 211 amino acids.